Messenger RNA from Rhipicephalus sanguineus (brown dog tick), 947 nucleotides. RefSeq lists its product as uncharacterized. Bases 181 to 906 code for a protein of 241 amino acids. The record is from RefSeq and is a predicted model, not a curated record. The transcript has 5 exons. Lineage: Eukaryota; Metazoa; Arthropoda; Arachnida; Ixodida; Ixodidae.
CUUUCUUUUUGUUGUCAUUCAGUGAACGGAAGGCUGUUUUCUUGUGCAAGCCAUACAAGGAUUACGUGUCUGCGGUGAGACUACGCCUGGAUUCGCCAGGUUCGCUGGCGUGGUGUGCUCAGCAGCAAAGGCUUCCGGGAAGCCGCCCACGGGUUGAACCUGUGUCUUCUCUGAGUGACGAUGGCUUCUGUGGUCCGCGUAUCAGAGGGCGUCGCCAUGGUCCUCAUAUCCACCCUCGUACUCAUUGGUCUUCGGCCCGCGGUGGGAAUCUCGCUCAAGCUGGGCUGCAACAUAGAAGUGCUGGACAAGUGCGGCGCUGACCUGGUCAUUUUCGGCACAGGCCACACUGUUCCCAACACCACCAAAGAGCUGCUCAAGCAGUGCGAGAUCGAGUUUUCCGCUGGAAUCUGCGCGCGCCAGUUCGCCAACCGGUGCCUCCCGCCGCUUCCACGUGGAAUGGUCGUGGUCAUCCUGGAAGGCAUCAGCCAGGAGGUCUCCUCCAAGUGCAAUGUCUCCAAUCCAUUACACGAUGAGUUCCUGAAGCACGCGCCUUGCAUGAACAAGGUUGGUGACACACUUCACAUGUGCAUGAAGAAGCUCACCCUAAGCCUCGACUACAGCGCCAGCAUUGAGCCACACCUAAGGGUCGGCCGCUCUUGCUGCAACUUCGCCGAGUACCUCAAGUGUUCGGGCGACGCGAUGCGCAAGCAGUGCGGCGAGGACGCGGAGGACUACAUCAAGAAGCUGCUGACGAGGUCGGCGGGCGACUUCAUCGAAAUCGCCUGCAUCAACCACCGAACCGACUUCGAGUCGUGCAAGUCGUCCGCGGCCGUGGUGGACAUGUCGACGACGAGAAUCACCUCCCUACUGUCUCCCAUGGCCAAGCUCGUCUCGGCCGAGGGCUAGCGCCUGCAUUAGCCGAACUCUCGGCUCCUGCGCCCGACUUG